Molecule: messenger RNA, 2288 nt
Organism: Nymphalis io (European peacock)
Lineage: Eukaryota; Metazoa; Arthropoda; Insecta; Lepidoptera; Nymphalidae
Product: tektin-4-like
Exons: 1
Coding region: 77-1576 (499 amino acids)
Biological process (GO): cilium assembly; cilium movement involved in cell motility
Cellular component (GO): microtubule cytoskeleton; nucleus
Source: RefSeq, a predicted model, not a curated record
UUGAUUUUAUAUUUACGGUAUUUUUUUCAUCAAAAUCUUAUUCUAACGUUUAUGAUUAAUUUUACAAAAAUAUAAUAUGAAUAUGACUUCUUUUCCCGAAGACGACAGAUGUCCAAAAGUAUGCACAGAUAUCGGAGCCUUCAAAAAGGCCGAUAAAAGCCCAGAGAAAGCCUUAGAAGAAGUUAAAGAAUUAGAAAAACAAAAAUCUAAAGAACCGGAACAUGUUGAAACUUGUGAACCUAAAGAAGUAGAAACAAGACCAUAUCCUAUAUCAGGUGAAGAACAUCUUCCAAAUCUCAAACCGGGGCCCGAUGGAAAGGUUGAUUGGACGCCGCUUGCCAAGAUGACGGGCACAAGGCCAGCAGUUAAUAAGUAUAGCAUUAGCCGAUAUUCUUUAAGUGAAUGGAGAAAACAUAAUGAAAAUGUGCUUGAUCCUGAAAUUAUAACUGAAUCGAAUAUUGUAGAAUACAACGCUAAAACGUCUAUUAUGCAAGCAUUUGGUAACAUUGAUAAGCAACAAAGCGAAAACUUUAAAAGAUUACGACAAAAAGCAAAAGACAUAUUCAGAUGGAAAGUCGAAGUUGAACGAGCGUGUAAAGCGAUUACGGAAGAAGUGGAGUUUCUUGAAAUAGAGCGACAACGCUUGAAAGGAGCUUCAAGGGUACUUAUGUUACCUGAAUCUAUAUCUAAAGAAUGUUUAGACCUUCGAUCUAAUCGAUUUCAACCAGAUUUAGUAUCAGAUUUAGCAGAACAAGAGCUAAUUAAAGAAAUGAAUCUAGUGAGUGAAGUUCGGUCAACAUUGAAAAAUACACUUGAUAAAAUUGAAGAGCAAAUGGCUAUAAACAAGGCAGCAAAACAUAGAAUAGAAUAUGAUUGGUGUGAUAAAGCUAUGGCCUACAACACCGAAAGUAUAAACUUAAGCCUUAACACGAAGUCUAAUACCAUUCUGUUUAAACCAGGAUCAACUCGUUUUGGCGAAUAUACAGCACCAUUGGAAUAUUGGGAAUACUUUUGUAGAGAGACUGUUCAAAAUUGUGAAGCCACUCGACAGAAAUCAGCUGACUUACGCGGAAGUCUCAAUGCUAUUUUAGUUAAUGGUGGUAGAAAGCUUAGGAAUCAAGCUGAUAGAACUGAUAUGGCAUUAGCAGAAACGGUCGCAAUAACUCAGGAACUUUGCACGAAAUUAGAAGAGACACUGCGAGAUAAUCUUCAAAGAAUUGCAGAUAUGGAGCUAUUAAUAAGUAACUUACAGGAUUCUGUUAGGAAAAUGGAUGCAGCGAUGAAAUUAGCUCAAACAAGGCUUGAUAAUAGAAAUAAUUGGAGGCCUCAUGGUGAAAGUGUUAGAGAUCAGCCUCAUUUGGGUUUGAUUGAGGAAGUGAAAAAGAUUCAUGAAACCGUUACAUCAUUGCUCUGUCAGCUGAAAAACGCAGAGAGAGUGAGACAAGGCCUUUUGGACAAGAGGAUAAUUUUAGAAAGAGACAUUGCAUCGAAAAGGAAGACAUUAAACAUUGAUCGAGACAGAUGUGGUAUGGUGCGUUCUCAUUACCCGUCUGCGUCGGAACUGGCUGGAUACUAAAUAGAUAGUCCUCCUAUUGUCCUCUAUCGCUUCUGUCCUAAACGCUUUUGUCACUAAUAUUCAUACAUAUAUUGCUUUUAAUGAAAUUACACAUAUUGUGAAUAAUUAUUUUAGUGAGAAAUUUGUCACUAUGAGGAUGACUCAAUUAAUAAACUAUUAUUUUCGUCUCGGGGCAACUUACCGCUUCUGUAGUCACCUUUCACUAUUUAUUGUCUUGUAAACAAGUGUCGAUUGCGUAAGUUCAUUGCAAAAUUAUACUGAGAUGCUAUUUUGAUUAAGAUAAAUCAUGUUCCAUUAUAUUCACUCAUUAGAAUGUUAUGUUAGAAACAAUAUUCAUUUUUGUUCGAAAUUUAAUAAAAGUUAUGUAACAAAUACUAGCUAUUAAAUUCUACAGCAAAGAAGCAAUCAAAAUAAAUACUUGAUUAAAGUAGGCUCUUACAAACAUUUGAGUCGUCAUUUUACAAGAUUACAUAAAAUGCAAAAUACCACUGGCUUAGAAUGUAGAUUGUACCGAGGAGAACCGUCAUAAAACUCAGUAAGUAGUUACUUUAGUUGAUUUGCCUUAAUAUCUCUGACUUAUUAAAUUUAGACGCAUCCGUUCUCGGACAGGAAUCGUAGUUUUCGCGUAAUUUACGACAUACUUUAAAGUAGAAUGUUCUGCUUUGCAAAACACAUAUUGCAUAUUGGAUAUAAACAGUUGAUACUAACGUUA